Molecule: messenger RNA, 294 nt
Organism: Nipponia nippon (crested ibis)
Lineage: Eukaryota; Metazoa; Chordata; Aves; Pelecaniformes; Threskiornithidae
Product: lymphotactin
Biological process (GO): immune response
Cellular component (GO): extracellular region
Molecular function (GO): chemokine activity
Source: RefSeq, a predicted model, not a curated record
AUGAGACUCCACGCUGCAGCUAUCCUCGUCAUCUUCUGGCUUGGCGUCUUCACUGUGCGCACGGCAAAAGGGAGCAUUGGAAGUCAGGCCAUGCGUAAAUUCAAGUGUGUAGAUCUGUCUGCACAGAAAUGGAAUAUCCAAAACCUUGUCAGCUAUGAAAAACAACAAGUUCCAGUAAACGCCAUCAUCUUUCUCCACUCCAAAGGUUUCAAGAUCUGCGUAAGACCUGAACAGAAAUGGGUGCAGGCUGCUAUGAAGAAAAUAGACCAGAAACGUAACACCAAAGGCAAAUAA